AUGUCGGAAUGGGGUGAUAACAUCAUUAGGAAUAAGCAAAGUCUUGUGCUUUGGGGUUCAGUGACAGUAAUCGCAAUCAUUAGAUAUGCGUAUGACUCAAGAUGUGGUGGACGACGACAAGUUGAAGUACCUUUAAACCCAGAGGAAGCAGAAGCGCAAAGUCGCAACAAAGCUGCAGAAGAAAGUUUAAUCAAUCUUUUGGUUGAAACAUUAGAGGUUUUCGAAGCACCAAUAAAGGCAAAGAACGGAGAAAUCGCAGAACAAGAAGCCCCAGUGGGCGAUAUAGAAGAAGGGGAGGACUCAAAUGGCGACUCUAAUGAAAAAGAGGUUCAGACAUUCUCUAACGGAUGUGCAAUUUGCUUGGAAGAAUUUGAAGAGGGCGACAGGAUUGUUCACUCCGUGACAACGAAAGGAUGCCCACACAUAUUCCAUGAAGAAUGUUUGAAAGAAGUAAUUGCGGCUUCAGCAAGCAAGGGGAUAUAUAGCGUCCCCUGCCCCUGCUGUAGACAAACGUUUGUAGAGACUGGUUCCUCUCCUGAAGUCUCGGCAUAG
Cylindrotheca closterium is the source of this 552-nucleotide messenger RNA. The record is from the annotation of a GenBank genome assembly. Lineage: Eukaryota; Bacillariophyta; Bacillariophyceae; Bacillariales; Bacillariaceae.